UCAAUACGUGAUCGGGACGCAUGGCUUAUCUACAGUAAGGACUCGUUUAGUCACGAUGUACAAUAUGGCGGCUCUCUCAGGUGUGCUAUUGAUCCUGCUGGUGGCCACAGGGACAGCGCUGGAGUGUUUGUUCUGUCUGGACGCUAACGAGCAGCUAGAUCACUGUCAUCCCAUCACAUGUGCAUUGCACGAGGAAUGUUUUUUCGAGAGGACAGUUGACGUGGAUACAUUCCAAAUCCUACACAAUGCCGGAUGUCGAGAUAAAACGCUAUGUAGUUACUUGACGACGAUAACAGCGGGGAGAAAACGAAGGAGGGAGCUUGAAAUAAAGAGGAGUGGCAUUCUUACAACGACUCCUGUUGAGUACCGCGCAUGUUAUAAUUGCUGUAACUCGCCCGGGACCUCGGGACACCCAUGUAACGCUUUCCUGUGUAACCAGAAUUCAACAUCCGCAAAUGGUCGAUAAAAAUAGCCACCAUCACUCCUAAAAAUAAAUUCGUUAGCGAUAAA
This is a messenger RNA of Mizuhopecten yessoensis (Yesso scallop), 510 nucleotides long. RefSeq lists its product as uncharacterized. Lineage: Eukaryota; Metazoa; Mollusca; Bivalvia; Pectinida; Pectinidae. The record is from RefSeq and is a predicted model, not a curated record. The transcript has 6 exons. The coding region runs from base 56 to 466 and encodes 136 amino acids.